GGCGCGCGGGGCCGGGUCCUUGCCGGGCCCGGGUGCGAGACUGCUCGGAGGGACCCGGGGCCGAGGGAGCGCGGCGGGCACGCGCGCCAUGAACCCGAAGGCAAGCGGUGAGGAGGAGGACUGCGUGGACUCGGGCGCCGAGACCGGAGGGUCCGACUACAGCCAUCUGUCCUCCACCAGCAGUGAGCUUUCUGUGGAGGAGGCACAGGACCCUUUCCUGGUGAGCAUCCACAUCAUCGCAGACCCAGGGGCAUCUCAGCCACUGCAGGAGGCCAUCGACAAGGUCUUGGCGUGGGUUCACCCUGACCUCCCGCUGUUCCGAGUGUCUGAGCGGCGCACAGGCAGGCGAAGGCGGAAGUCCCCCAAGGGUGCGCAGCCGGCGGUGGCUGUGGUGCUGUUCCUGCAGGAGGAGUAUGGAGAGGAGCAGAUCCUGCAGGUGCACCAGGUGCUGCAACGGCCGCCCUGGCGCCACCACCACACAGAGCGCGUGCACGGCCGCUUCCUACCCUAUCUGCCCUGUAGCCAGGACUUCUUCACUCUGGCCCCUGGGACCCCGCUGUGGGCCAUCCGGCCCGUGCACUAUGGCAAAGAAAUCGUGCGCUUCACCAUCUACUGUCGCCAUGACAGCUAUGCUGACAGCCUCCGCUUCUAUGAGCUGAUCCUGCGCCGGAGCCCCAGCCAGCGGAAAGCGGACUUCUGCAUCUUCCCCAUCUUCUCCAACCUGGAUAUAGACAUCCAGUUCUCCCUGAAAAGACUGCCCUGCGACCAGAACCCAGUGCCCACCGACUCCUCCGUGCUGGAGUUCCGAGUGAAGGACAUCGGGCAGCUGGUACCCCUCCUUCCCAACCCCUGCAGCCCCAUCAGCGAGGGGCGCUGGCAGACUGAGGACCACGAUGGCAACAAGAUCCUUCUGCAGGCACAGAGGACAUACAAGAAGGUCCCCAGGGGCAGCAGAGCACACCGCUCCUCUGAGAAGAGGCCUCAUCCCACACCUUCGCCAACCAUCGACACUGAAAGCACAGCACAGGGCAGCAGCCAGGCAACCCUGCAGAACAGCCCAUCCCUGGGGUCUAGCUCAGUGGCCCUGCUUCCCGGGAACAAGCAGGAAUGUACCCCACAGUCAAGCACCUCCAGCCCUGCCUGGUCUUUCCAGAGGAGCAAGUCUUUGUUUUGUUUGCCCAGUGGAGGUCCCUCCCCAACUGAACCACAGCCGCCAUUGACUGGUUCCCAGAGACACAGUGCAUCAGAGUGGAGACCCGGUCACCUCCUGUCCAUUGAUGACUUAGAGGGGGCCCAGGAGACAGAUGUGGACACGGGCCUGCGGCUGUCCUCUUCAGACCUGUCUGUGGUCUCUGCGUAUUCUGCACCCAGUAGGUUUUGCAACUCAGUGGAGUCAUCCCUCCCCUCCAAGAGAUGUAGCAGCCACUGGCCAGCACACAAGAGUCCCAAGGAAGGACCACUGCACGCUGCCAGUGAGGUGAGCCCAGACACCUCCUGGGAUUCCCAUCCUUUCCUCACCAAAGGGUCUCCGAGCCCUGCAGAAAUAACUACUACUGCUCUUUCAGCUUCUGGUGUCUCCUUACUCACAGAGUCAUCCCCACAGCUCCCUUGUCACGACUCCAAAGCCACACAGGGUGGCCAAGAUGUGCUCCUGCCCACAACAGCUGGUCCCGAGGAUAAUGACAUGGAGGAGUUCUACAUCUGAGCAUGUCUUGGUUUUCAGACAGACUCAGUCACAGAAACUUGGGUACCACCGCCUCCUGCUCUUUGUUCACAAGGUGAUCUUGGUCCCAUUUGCUUGAUCUGACAAGAACUUAAUUAUCUAUCUUGGGAGAUUGUUAACAUGUUUGCCAUGCCAUCUAUCCUUAACUGAUAGGUGACAUAUUUCUUAAGGCUCAGAAAAAAAGAACUGACAUUUCUAUGGAAAUAAAUUUUCAACACAUUUAAAUCACAAAAUCUAUUUAAUCUAUUUUUGAAUGCUCAAUUAUACAAUUUAAUGUUUCAUGUAAUUAUUUGAAAUUAAAAAAAAAAUGUAGUCAGCCAGAGCUGAUGUAACAAUUACUCAUACUAUGAAAGUAAUAUAACUAAAGCCAAAAUCUUGAAUGGGAAAAGGACACCAAGUGACUCCUAUUAGAGCUCAGUGUGCAGUAUAGAACGCACGCCUUCCUGGUUCCCCACAGACAGUCACACAGGGACCAGAGACCCUGGAAUCCUGAAGUCCUGCUCCCAGUGGAAGUGAUGGCUUCGUAGGACAGCUGCCAACCUGUGUCAGACAGCAGAAUGCCUUGCUCUGAAGCCAUUCAGCACUUGAAAAAUCUGAGUUUACACACAACUGGCUAGUAAACCUGAUAAGGGUUUAGCAUGAGUAACCAAUGCCUUGCACACUUACAAAAUAAUCUGAGUUAUGAAACGUAGUUUUGCACACUCUUCCACAGCCGGUCCAUGGGAGUCAGCAAACCUGUAGACCAUCCCCUCUGGACUGAUUUGUGUAAGAGGACUCAUUGCCUGCAGUUGCAAGUAGCAGGUUAUGAGGUGUGAUAGGGAAAUGGGGUGUGAGAUUCUCUGACUUAAGCACACUCUAAAGGCUGCAUGCAUCUCUCCAUAAAUGACCAGAGUCCCCUCUUGUAGCACUGUCCCAGUAAACAGUUCAAAUGUUUGGAAGGGUUUUGGCUGGCCUUUGGAUUGUACGUGUGAGCACAUGCCCCACUCCCGGAAGUAGGAAGUAACUGCCCAGUGCUGCCCCGCCCAGCCAACCUCCGGUGCACAGAAGCCUUAGGGAAAGCGGGUGCCGCAGCCACACCAGCUUUCCCCAUCCCACACUCUUGUCCAUUGCUGCCACUGUGUGAAUGGUGGUUAGACCGCCUGUCUACCUAUGUCUACAACCCAACCUCACCAAUGCCAAGUGCUGGCAUUGGUGGCAAUGCCAAACUGCCCCUACAUUCUGUUUAUCCUUGGAAAAGAAAAGCAUGGGUGUGUACUUUUCCCUGCCCCAGCGUGGUGCUUCUUGCCUAAAUUACUCAUGGCAGAGUUUCCUCCUCUCUGGGAGGGCCUACACCAGCAGCUCAGACACUUUCCAGCAGGGCCUUCAGGCUCCCUUAUCAUCCAUCACCAUGGGUCAGCCUCGGCUUCACCAUCCUCACAUGGAGAGCCUGGGACUCUGCCUGGCCUCAAACACUUUGGACUUCCUAGGACUCUGAUUUCUGCUCCAAUGUAAAUAAAUAAAAACAUGGUCUCUUCUAAUUCUGGAUCAGGAGUAAGCCAACUUCUGAAAAGGGCUAGAUGAUAAAUAUUUUAAACUGUGUCAAUCAUGUUUUAGACUUUAUCCAAAUAUGUUGCUAUUGCUUCUACUGUAGCAUGAAAAAUAAAAUAUAUAUGAAUGAGA
Messenger RNA from Peromyscus eremicus (cactus mouse), 3382 nucleotides. It is a transcript of the gene Fam124a, whose product is annotated as family with sequence similarity 124 member A. Lineage: Eukaryota; Metazoa; Chordata; Mammalia; Rodentia; Cricetidae. The transcript is spliced from 4 exons. The record is from RefSeq and is a predicted model, not a curated record. Bases 89 to 1705 code for a protein of 538 amino acids.